Messenger RNA from Spea bombifrons (plains spadefoot toad), 1958 nucleotides. RefSeq names its product intermediate filament family orphan 1 (gene IFFO1). The coding region runs from base 162 to 1634 and encodes 490 amino acids. The transcript has 9 exons. Lineage: Eukaryota; Metazoa; Chordata; Amphibia; Anura; Pelobatidae. The record is from RefSeq and is a predicted model, not a curated record.
CUCUCAUCCCGUCUUUCUUUCUGGGUUUUUUCUUUUUUUUUUUUGCCCCCUGAUUUUUUUGCCUCCACCCUGCAGUCACUUUUAUUUUCUUCCCCCUCCCACCAUCUGGUCCUGGUCCUCCCUCGCUCCCUCCUCUCUGCAGUGCUGAAGACGGCAGAGCGAUGAACCCUCUCAUGGCUCCUAACCUUCUCCUGUUUUCCUCAGAUCCCCCUCUACAGUCGGCGGACAGCCCCCCGUCGCCGUCGCAGUCCUCUCUGUUUCACGGGACCCCGUAUCCGCAGAGCGGGGGGGCUUCGGCGCUACGCAAUGACUUUGGCUCCAACAUCAGCGUUCUUAAGACUCUCAAUCUACGGUUCCGCUGCUUCUUGGCCAAAGUCCACGAGCUGGAGAGGAAGAACCGCUCGCUGGAGAGGGCGCUGGAGCGGGCAAAGGGGGUCAGGCCAUUGACCAGGGACCAGGCUGUCCAGACUGGCUUCGUAGGUCCAAUCUUACCUCCACCUUUACUGGGGCUCACCCGACCCACCCCUGCGCCACCUCCCCAGCCGUGGGUAUACGGCUCGCGCCGGUUGGGGUCCCGACCUGAUGUCGGAUCCGUGAGCGUCGGUAGUGGAGCUUACUGGGGUCAUGCGGACGGAGUCGGGGUUCAGGUCGACACCAUCACACCUGAAAUCCGCGCGCUCUACAAUGUUCUGGGGAAGGUGAAGAGGGAACGUGACGCCUACAAGCAAAGAUGGGAGGAAGAAUACACGGCCCGGGUCCAGCUGCAGCAGAGGGUGACUGAGCUGGAUGAGGAGGCUCAGGAAUCCGCUCUUUACCAGGAGGAACUGGCAAUGAAAGUGAAACAGCUGAAGGGGGAAUUGGUUGUCUUCAAAGGGUUAAUGAGCAAUAACCUGUCCGACCUGGACACAAAGAUCCAGGAGAAAGCCAUGCGAGUGGACAUGGACAUCUGCCGGCGGAUUGAUAUCACGGCCAAGCUGUGCGAUGUAGCGCAGCAACGGAGCUGUGAAGACGUGAUCAACAUGCUGCAGACAGUUCACCUCUCUCCUAUGAAGGUUUUGAGCAGGAAGAAGGAGCGCAAACCGGCAGCGGAUGAAGACUCAUCGGUGUGUGAGAGCGAGAGUGUGCGGGGAGGAGAGGAGGACGAGAGCACAGCACUGAGCAUCAACGAGGAGAUGCAGAAAAUGCUCAACCAGCUGAGGGAGUAUGAUUUUGAGGAUGACUGUGACAGUCUUGCUUGGGAAGAGACUGAAGAGACCCUUUUACUGUGGGAGGAUUUCUCCGGCUACACAAUGUCCGCUGUGGAGUCUCAAGGAGAGGCUCAGGACGACAGUCUGGAAGAGGUCAUAAAGGACACGGAAUCUCUUUUCAAAAACCGAGAGAAAGAAUAUCAAGAAACCAUCGACCAAAUUGAGCUGGAACUCGCCACCGCCAAGGACGACAUGACGCGUCACCUCCACGAGUACAUGGAAAUGUGCAGCAUGAAGCGGGGCUUAGAUGUGCAGAUGGAGACAUGCAGGAGACUAAUUAACCAAUCAGAAAACAGAUCUCCUCCUCCCAGCAGCGAAUCGAACUGCAACGAGGACCCCGACGACUCCGACCGGGAUCCCCCUUCCUCGGACAGCUCAGCAAGAUGAUAAAGGGCACCCCUGUGCCCCCCAAAACCACUGCCUCUGGAUCUGUCACACUGAGUGCGUAGCGGGGGGGGGGGACCUGCCCCUCCGAGACCAAACCGUACGGCGGUGUGACUGAUAUGCCGAAAAUAUAUAUAAGGCGCUAUGCUUUCAGAUGCCAGGUGUAUGGAGUAGGGUGCAGUACACGAAUGUAGUACGAAGCGUGCAUGUGUAUGUGUGUGUAUAUAUAUAUACUGUAUAUAUAGCCAUCGACACCGAGGGUACACAAUAUGCAGAUACUGUACAUAUAGGGGUACGAUGCUGUGUGGGCUGUAUGUAUAUAUAAAU